AGGUGACCCGUGGAGCUCCGGUCAUGUGAUCAAAGCAGCGUGGACGCGCGUCGGCGAGGAGACGCGUCAUCCGUCGAAAACAGCAAAAACGGAUUGCGCAACAUCGCCCGUUCAACAUGUAUUUUCCUCACAUCGUAGUGACAUGAGGGCGACAUGGGUGCCAAGGAGUCAAGGAUAGGUUUCCUUUCGUAUGACGAGGCCGUUAAAAGAGUAACUGAUGUGGAGUUGAAGCGGCUGAAGGAUGCCUUUAAGAGGACCAGCGGCCUGUCCUUCUACAUGGCCCAACAGUGCUUCUAUAGAGAAGUACUGGGAGAUGGGAUCCCUCCGAAGGUUGCAGAGGUGAUCUACAACUCGUUUGGAGGCACCUUUAAAGGACUGCACUUCAGCAACCUCAUCAUUGGCCUGGUGCUGCUGACCAGAGGACGAGAUGGGGAGAAGGCCAAGUACCUCUUCAGCCUGUUUGCCAGUGAGUCGGGUGGCUAUGCGGCCCGGGAUGAUAUGGAGGCCGUGCUACGGGCGGUGGACGGGGAAGUCCCGCCCUCUCUCAGGAAGUGCUUCAGCGAGGGGGAGAAAGUCAACUAUGAGCGCUUUAAGAACUGGCUCCUUCAGAACACGGAGGCGUUCACCUUCUCCCGUUGGCUGCUCUCCGGAGGCGUGUGUGUCACCCUCACAGACGACAGCGACGCGCCCACCUUCUACCAGACUCUGGCCGGAGUCACACACUUAGAAGAGUCUGAUAUCAUUGACUUGGAGAAGCGCUAUUGGCUGCUGAAAGCCCAGUCCAGGACCGGACGCUUUGACUUGGAGACCUUUGUCUCGCUGGUCUCUCCUCCUAUUCACGCUUCGCUAAGUGAAGGUUUGUUUCAUGCCUUUGAUGAGAACCGGGACAAUCACAUCGACUUUAAGGAGAUCUCCUGUGGCCUGUCCGCCUGUUGCCGGGGGCCCGUCGCCGAGAGGCAGAAAUUUUGUUUCAAAGUGUUUGAUGUGGACCGGGAUGGGGUUCUGUCUCGAGACGAAAUCCAUGAAAUGGUGGUCGCACUCCUGGAGGUGUGGAAAGACAAUCGCACACACACACUCCCUGAGCUGCUCACCAACGUGUCGGACGUAGUGGAGGGAAUCCUGAAGAUGCACGACACGACCAAGCUGGGUCACCUGACCCUAGAGGACUACCAGAUCUGGAGUGUGAAGAGCGCUCUGGCCAACGAGUUCCUCAACCUGCUGUUCCAGGUGUCCCACAUUGUCCUGGGCCUUCGGCCUGCUACUCCUGACGAGGAGGGACAAAUCAUCAGGGGGUGGCUGGACAGAGAGGCCAGACAUGUGCUUCAGCCUGGUGAGAACAGGUUCCUCAUCUCCAGCCAGUGGUGGAAGCUGUGGAAGGACCACGUCAACUAUGACCACAAGUCCAUCCUGGUGGAUCAGCCCUCUAUCCUCUCCUCUCUGAGGAAUCCUCAGGCCUCUGCGACCGUCGAGCCUUCCCCCCUGGAGCCAGGGGUAGGUGAAGGUCUGGGGGUCCCCGGCCCAGCCAGCCCCUCAGAGGAGAGGUCCCCUGAUGCUGUGUCCUCUGAAGCCACAGAGACCCAAAGCACAGUGGUGACCCCCCAGGCCGGCCCCUCAGCCACAGAGACCUCUUUUGCCCGGCAACACAACGUGUCAGACAACAACCAGUGUUUCUCCGGGGCCAACGGCCACAUCCCCUCCCUCCCUCAGUCCCAUCUGGCAGCUCAGAGGCCUGGAGCCAUCGACAACCAGCCCCUGGUCAACACAGACCCCAUGAAGGCCCCCUCAUUGACCAUGGAGGGAGGCCGGCUGAACCCGUCCUUACAGCUGGUGGCGGGCAGGGACUUUGAGACGGUGCCAGAGCCGGUUUGGAGGGCGCUGUUCCACUGGUAUGGAGCCAACCUCAGCCUGCCACGGCCGGUGAUCCAGCAGACGAAAACAGGCCGUGCUGAGCUGGAGCUCUUCCCACGCUACCUCCUCUUCCUGCGGCAGCAGCCCGCCACACGCACCCCCCAGUCCAACAUCUGGGUUAACAUGGGUAUGACCAGCCUGAGAAUGUUCCCCCAGCAUCUCCCCAGAGGGAACGUGCCCUCCCCCAACGCUCCUCUGAAGCGUGUCCUGGCCUAUACAGGCUGUUUCAGCCGCGUGGGCACCAUCAAGGACAUCCACCUGUACCUGUCUCGGAGGCUACGCAUCAAAGACGAGGACAUGAGGCUGUGGCUCUACAACAGCGAGAACUGUCUGACCCUGCUGGAUGACGAGGACCACACUCUGGAGGGCCUGAAGAUCCAGGACGAGCAGCGCUUAGUUAUCGAAGUUCGGAACAAAGACAUGAGCUGGCCAGAAGAGAUGUCCUUCAUCGCUAACAGCAGUACAAUGGACCAACAUAAAGUUGCUACGGAGAAGGGUGCCACGGGCCUCAGUAACCUAGGCAACACGUGCUUUAUGAACUCUAGUAUCCAGUGUGUGAGCAACACCACGCCUCUCACUGACUACUUCAUCUCAGGAAGACACCUCUAUGAACUCAACAGAACCAACCCCAUCGGGAUGCGAGGUCACAUGGCUAAAUGCUACGGAGACCUGCUGAUGGAGCUGUGGAGUGGAACACAGAGGAACGUUGCUCCUCUCAAACUCAGGUGGACGAUAGCAAAGUACGCCCCACGGUUCAACGGCUUCCAGCAGCAGGACAGUCAGGAGCUCCUGGCCUUCCUAUUGGACGGGCUCCAUGAGGACCUGAACAGGGUGCAUGAGAAACCCUACGUAGAGCUGAAGGACAGCAACGGACGACCCGACUGGGAGGUCGCAUCAGAGGCGUGGGAGAACCACUUGCUGAGGAACCGUUCCAUCGUGGUGGAUCUGUUCCACGGCCAGCUCAAGUCCCAGGUCAAGUGUAAGACGUGUGGUCACAUCAGCGCCCGCUUCGACCCCUUCAACUUCCUGUCUUUACCCCUCCCCAUGGACAGCUCCAUGCACCUGGAGAUCACUGUCAUUAUGCUGGAUGGUUCUACCCCUGUACGGUUCACACCUGAGAACUUCCCUCAGGAUAACGAGAAGGUGCGUCUGUCGGGGAACGGCUUCCUGUGCGCGUUUGAGAUCCCUGUCCCAGGCUCCCCCACCUCCCUCUCCUCUCCAACACAGACAGACAUCACCCCUGUGCCCGUGGCUAACGGGGCGGCGGUGACAGAGGAAGGGCAUCCUGCCGGUAAGCCUGGUCUGAUCCCCAUCGGCAUGCCCAGCGCUGUGGUGCCCUGCAGAGAGGCCACGCAGAGAGCCCUGGUCAACGAAGGGCUGCGGGUGCCCAACGGACAGGUGUCCCCCGUCCAGGACAGCCCCUUCAUCGGGUACAUCAUUGCCAUGCACAGAAAGAUGAUCCGGACGGAGUUGUAUUUCCUGUCCAGUCAGAAGAACCGUGCCAGUCUGUUUGGGAUGCCCCUGAUCGUUCCCUGUACGGUUCACACCAGUCAGAAGGACCUGUACGAUGCUGUCUGGAUACAGGUGGCCCGUCUGGCCAGCCCUCUACCCCCGCAGGAGGCCAGCAACCAUGCUCAGGACUGUGAUGACAGUAUGGGCUACCAGUACCCCUUCACACUGAGAGUGGUGGGGAAGGAUGGCAGCUCGUGUGCCUGGUGUCCCUGGUACAGGUUCUGUCGAGGCUGUGCGGUGGACUGUACAGAGGACAGGGCCUCGGUAGAAAACGCCUACAUAGCUGUCGACUGGGACCCUACGGCCCUACACCUCCGUUACCAGACCUCACAGGAGAGGAUAGUAGAGGAGCACUGUAGUGUGCAGCAGAGUCGCAGGGCCCAGGCAGAGCCCAUCAGUCUAGACAGUUGUCUGAAGGCCUUCACCAGUGAGGAGGAGCUGGGAGAGGAUGAGCUCUACUACUGCUCCAAGUGCAAGACCCACCGCCUGGCCACCAAGAAACUGGACCUGUGGAGGCUGCCGCCUAUACUGAUAGUACACCUGAAGAGGUUCCAGUUUGUGAAUGGCCGCUGGAUCAAGUCUCAGAAGAUCGUCCAGUUUCCCAGAGAGAGUUUUGACCCUAGUGUUUACCUGGCUCCCCGGGAGGCGGGGCUUAACGGGCUACACGGUCUGCAGAGCCGCAGCGAGGGGGAGGAGCUACUGAGGAUAAGAGGAGGAGAAACGGUCUCCAUCUCCGCCCCUGCUGGGUUCCUCAACAUCCUCAAAGCCUCUCCAGCGUCAGGCAGGAAGUCAGCCCCUCCCUCCUUCAUCAGCCGUACCAGCAGCCCCUGCAGCAGCCCCAAGACAGGAGGAGGCAGUCCAGGGGGCGCGGGCCACAGACAGACCCACCUCAGGCUCCCCCAGCUGGCCAGCCGCCACCGCCUCUCCAACAGCAAGGAGAACCUGGAGGGUAGUACCAGGGAGAGGGGCAGCGGCCCUGACACAGAGCCCAGGGAGGGAUCACCGCAGGCGGACACGGAGGGUGGGCUCGUGGGGGUGAUGAGUGGAGGUUUUGGGGAGGUCGGGGUGAGAAGCGGGCCAGAGAUGUCCACCACAGAUGCGCCCAGCAGCCUCAGUAAUGUUAUCGUGAUGAACGGGGACAGCGGUGGCCAUAGCAACGAGGUACUAAGCACGGAGGCCAGUACGGAGCCCAGCACGGACCUAGAGACCACUGCAACAGCCCAGCUGCACCAAAGAGACAACAGCCUGGAGAACAUCUACAACUUGUAUGCAAUUUCAUGCCAUUCAGGUAUCAUGGGAGGAGGACACUAUGUGACCUAUGCCAAAAACCCCAACAACAAAUGGUACUGUUACAACGACAGCAGCUGUAAGGAAGUGCACUCGGAGGAGAUGGACACGGACUCCGCCUACAUCCUGUUCUAUGAGCAGCAGGCGGUGGACUUCUCUCAGUUCCUGCCAAAGACUGACGGCAAGAAGAUGGCCGACACCACUAGCAUGGACGAGGACUUUGAGUCUGACUACAAAAAGUACUGUGUCCUUCAGUGAUUUCACGAUCACACAGUCUUCCACCGACCUAGCGGUCAACCGUCAACCGUCAGCAUUAUGCCUGGAACUCCUGGACAGACGGAAAGGACACAGUGCUUCUUCAGCCGGUCUCAGCUGGGCUCCCAGGAAGCACAAAAUGGUGUCUUUUGGCCGAGUCAUCACAAACUGAACCACUUGAUUGCCGGAGCGGUUGUCAUGGUUUCGGAUACCGCAAGAUACCCCCUUGUUGUUCUGUCAAGAGAACAACAUUGAAGACCCAUUUUUUUUUUUUAAAGCACUAAGCUGUUGCACAUUGAGCCUGAGGAAACUCUCGUGUGUGUGUGUGUGUGUGUGUGUGUGUGUGUGUGUGUGUGUGUGUGUGUGUGUGUGUGUGUGUGUGUGUGUGUGUGUGUGUGUGUGUGUGUGUGUGUGUGUGUGUGUGUGUGUUAUAUUGUCAGCACAUGAGCUGAUAUUGCUUCCUUGUUGCGCAUAUUUGUCCCCUGCAGCCAUCAAAACGUGUCCACAUACCUACAUAAUGUCUGUCUCUAUAACUCACUAUAGUGAAACGGUAGAGAUUAUACUAAUAUUAUUUUAGCGAUUUAAAAAGGGGUUCUCCAAAGGUUUUAAUUUUCCUUCUUCAGUAAUGAUACUGUCAUUUAAAAAAAGAAACCUCCUAAUUCUACCUCACUGCAUUUCAUUGGCCAAUUGGAACGGCCAAAUAUUUUUGACAGUAUUAAAACCUCACCCACUUCCUCCUUUUGAUGACCGCACACACACACACACACACACACACUUUGAAAAAUAAUCAUCUCCCUUUAUGAAGAAAGAUUCCACCAAAUUGUGGGGGUUGACCUUAAUUUGACCCCUUGCCAAGCAACUUCCUAAAACAAAAAAGUGCAAUUGCUGAUCAAUGUACUCACGACAUCGAAUGACUUUAGGGGCGUUCACUGUAGUCAUUUUAACUCACAAGCUUGAGUUUAAAUCUUGGUUAUGUUAUGGACAUAGAGGAUGUUUCAAAGAUAAUAUAUAUAUAUACAUAUAUUUAUUAAUUAAUAUAUACAUAUAUUUGAUUUGUUUUUUCUCUUUCUCCAAUUAUUUUCUAGAGUUAUUUUUAUCAUUGCAAUUAUUUGUAUGUACAUUUUUGUUAAUAUAAGGGUUGUUCUCAUCUCUGGUGUUUAUCUACAGUGCGUUGUAGGGAGCCACUCUGAGACUGUAAAUGAAUAGGGCCACAUGACACCCUAUUCCCUAGUGCACUACUUUUGACUAGGGCCCAGAGGGUUCUGGUCAGAAAUAGUGCACUACUGAAGAAUACCUUCACAAAGUAUUCAUACCCCUUUGACUUAUUCCACAUGUUGUUGUUACAGCCUUUGUUUCUCCUUCUCACCCAUCUUAUUGAAAAUUAAAUACAGAAAUAUCUCAUUUACACAAGUAUUCACACCCCUGAGUCAAUACGUAUUAGAAUCACCUUUGGCAGCGGUUACAGUUGAGUCUUUCUGGGUAAGUCUCGUGUCAAACUCAUUCCACGGAGGGCCGAGUGCCUUGCGGGUUUUUGCUCCUCUUCUGUACUUAAUUGAUGAAUUAAGGUCACUAAUUAGUAAAUAACUCCCCUCACCUGGUUGUCUAGGUUUUAAUUGAAAGGAAAAACCUAAAACACAAAGACAUUCGACUCUCCGUUGAAUGAGUUCCACACGCCUGCUCUAAAAGCUUUGCACACCUGGAUUGUACAAUAUUCUUUAAAAUGUCUUCUAGCUCUGUCAAGAUGGUUGUUGAACAUCGCUAGACAGCCAUUUUCAAGUCUUGCCAUAGAUUUUCAAGACGAUUGUCAAGUCAAAACGACUUAGUCCAGUCAGGAACAUUCAAUGUCAUCUUGGUAAGCAACUCCAGUGUAUUUUUGUUUUAGGUUAUUGUCCUGCUGAAAUGUGAAUUCAUCUCACUGGAAAGCAGACUGAACCAGGUUUUCCUCUAGGAUUUAGCCUGUGCUUAGCUCUGUUCUAUUUAUUUUUAUCCUAAAAAAAACUCCUUGGUCCUUGCCGAUGACAAGCAUACCCAUAACAUGAUGCAGCCACCACCAUGCUUGAAAAUAUAAAGAGUGGUACUCAGGGAUGUGUUGGAUUUGCCCCAAACAUAACGCUUUGUAUUCAGGACAUAAAUUGCCACAUUUUUUGCAGUUUUACUUAAGUACCUUAUUGCAAACAGGAUGCAUGUUUUGGAAUAUUUAUAUUCUGUACAGGCUUCCUUCUUUUCACUCUGUCAAUUAGGUUAGUAUUGUGUUGUUGAUCCAUCCUCAGUUCUCUCCUAUCAGAGCCAUUAAACUCUGUAACCAUUUUAAAGUCACCAUUGUCCUCAUGGUGAAAUCCCUGAGUGGUUUCCCUCCUCUCCGUCAACUGAGUUAGGAGGGACGCCUGUAUCUUUGUAGUGACUGGGUGUAUUGAUACAUCCAGAGUGUAAUUAAUAACUUCACCGUGUUCAAAGGAAUAUUCAGCGUCUGCUUUUUACCCAUCUACCAAUCAAUCCUUCUUUACGAGGCAUUGGAAAAACCUCCCUGGUCUUUGUGGUUGAAUCUAUAUUUGAAAUUCACUGUUCAACUGAGGGACCUUACAGAUAAUUGUAUGUGUGGGGUACAGAGAUGAGGUAGUCAUUAAAAAAAAUGAUUAUUUUACAUGUUAAGCACAUGUUUACUCCUGAACUUAUUCAGGCUUGGCCAUAACAAAGGGAUUGAAUACUUAUUGACCUCAAGACAUUUCAGCUUUUCAUUUUUAAUUAAUUGGUAACAAUUCAUUCAUGAUUUCAUCUUUUGCUAUUAUGGGGUGUCGUGUGUCGGCCAGUGACAAACAAUAUACAUUUUAAAAUCCAAAACAAAAGAUGGAAAAAGUCAAGGGGUGUGAAUACUUUUCUCGAAAAACUCUUUAUUCAAGGAAUAGGGUGUCAUUUCUGAUGCCAUGCGAUUGUUGAGCGAAGUGUCCUCACCACUCUGUUCUCUAAACAAUCCUAUGUUUUUACCGUUACCAUCAGCUGCUAGGUAAUAAUGACAUGUGGGGUAAAAACACUACUCAAAACGAUGCGUUGUCAUACGGUUCUUCCUCGCGUUGUCAUAACAACGACAUAACAAUGUCGUAACCCACAUUUCACGUCAGUUUAUGGUUUUCAGUAG
Messenger RNA from Oncorhynchus keta (chum salmon), 8095 nucleotides. Its product is annotated as ubiquitin carboxyl-terminal hydrolase 32-like. The record is from RefSeq and is a predicted model, not a curated record. NCBI's taxonomy places the organism in Eukaryota, Metazoa, Chordata, Actinopteri, Salmoniformes, Salmonidae. The transcript has 34 exons. Gene Ontology annotation, cellular component: Golgi apparatus. Bases 154 to 4965 code for a protein of 1603 amino acids. Gene Ontology annotation, molecular function: cysteine-type deubiquitinase activity; calcium ion binding. Gene Ontology annotation, biological process: protein deubiquitination.